UCCGGAGAUACUAAAAAUAUCAGGGUGAUCAGUUCCAUAGUUAUCCCUCGUCUUUCUAGCAUUCUAGCUCCAAGGUUGUGGACCUUGUGGUAAUAAAAUGUCCUUUAUAGAGUUUUAAUUACAUGUCGUCCAAUAAUAUUUUUAGGACGAAAUAUUACAAUAUGCAUUUUAAAAAAAAAAAUAGAUGGCCUCAGUGAGAAUCGAACUCUCGACCUCUUGAUAACAACUAUCCUUCAUCCUAAUCCCCUAACCACCCUGCCCAUCCCUCCCAUCCCAAUAUUACAAUAUGCAUAUUAUAAAACUAGACUAAAGUUUUUACUUAUGAAUUAUAAUUAGCCCAACUUUUUUUCUUUUUUUUUUAAUUUUCUUCCUUUGUUACAAUUCACUCAGCUGAUCAGAAUAAUAAUUUGAUGGUAUUAUUUGCUUUUUCAGCAUGAAAUGGAGAAGAAAAGAACAGUGGAUCGCAAGAUCGAAUGCACCUUAGAUGGCAGCGUCGAUCGGCGUGGCCAGCCUGCAGUUCGUGAAUCCUCUGGAAAAUGGUUUGCUGGCAACCUUUUACUUUUGAACCAAGGACUAGUAACUCUAGCAUUCUUCGGGGUAGGAGUAAAUCUGGUACUGUAUUUGACCCGAGUCAUGGGUCAAAACAACGCUGAUGCCGCCAACAACGUGAGCAAAUGGACUGGCACCGUUUAUGUCUUUUCACUCCUUGGAGCUUUCCUCAGUGAUUCUUACUGGGGCCGAUACAAAACCUGCGCUGUUUUUCAAGCCAUUUUUGUCCUUGGAUUAGUGUCAUUAUCAAUAUGUUCAAACAUUUUCUUGGUCAAGCCUAAUGGCUGUGGGACAGAUGAUGUUUCCUGCGGAUCUCACAAUGGUUUCCAGCUUGCGUUUUUCUACCUUUCCAUCUACUUGAUUGCUCUUGGAUACGGAGGUUAUCAACCUAAUAUUGCAACAUUUGGAGCUGACCAAUUUGAUGAAGAUCACCCCAAAGAAAGCCACUCGAAAGUGGCGUUUUUUAGCUACUUUUACUUGGCCCUGAAUUUGGGAUCUCUGUUUUCCAACACGGUUCUUGGGUAUUUUGAAGAUGAAGGGAGAUGGGGGAUUGGGUUUUGGUCAUCUGCCGGAUCGGCUGCGGUUGGGUUGCUGUUGUUUGUUGUCGGAACGCCGAGGUAUCGGCAUUUUAUCCCACAGGGAAAUCCACUUUCCAGAUUCUGUCAGGUUGUUGUUGCUGCUGCCCGGAAUUGGAAAGUCCAGUUGCCAUCCAGUGGGGAUGGAUUGUAUGAAAUUGAUGGCAGGUUGCAAGAUGAUAAUAGCUCUGAUCGAAAGCUACUUCACACUGAAGGAUUCAGAUUCUUGGAUAGAGCAGCUGUAAUUACAUCGAAGGAAUUCGAGGAAGAAGACAAAAAGUCUUACAAUCCAUGGCGAUUGUGCACCGUAACAAAAGUGGAAGAAGUCAAGUGUGUGUUGAGAUUGCUUCCGAUUUGGCUCUGCACCAUUCUCUACUCUGUUGUCUUCACUCAAAUGGCUUCCCUUUUCGUCGAGCAAGGCGCCGCCAUGAGGACGACGGUUUCCGGCUUCCACAUCCCCCCGGCGAGCAUGUCCAGCUUCGACAUUCUCAGCGUCGCGGCCUUCAUUUUCAUAUACAGGCGGGUCCUGGAUCCCCUGGUGGCCCGCCUGAGGCGAAAAUCCAACCCCGGAGGAAUAACCGAGCUCCAGCGAAUGGGAGUCGGGCUAGUCAUCGCCAUAAUGGCGAUGGUCGCAGCUGGAAUUGUGGAGCACUUCAGGCUUAUGAACGCCCGGAAAGAUUGCUCGCAAUGCGAAAACUCGAGUAGUCUAAGCAUUUUCUGGCAAGUUCCGCAAUACGUGCUCAUCGGGGCAUCUGAGGUUUUCAUGUAUGUUGGACAGCUGGAAUUCUUCAAUGAUCAGACACCUGAUGGUUUGAAGAGCUUUGGAAGUGCAUUGUGUAUGACUUCCAUAUCAUUGGGGAAUUAUGUCAGUAGCUUGCUAGUCACCAUUGUUAUGAAAUUUUCGACAUCGGAUCGGAUGCCUGGAUGGAUCCCUGGAAACCUCAACAGAGGUCACCUGGACAGAUUUUACUUCCUCUUGGCAGCACUGACAACUGCUGAUUUUGUGGUCUACCUGAUUUGUGCCAAAUGGUACAGAUAUAUCAGGUUUGAAGGCAGGAAUUUGACAAAUGAUGAUGAUCAAUCGGCUGAUACACAGGUCUAGAUGAUCAGUUCCAAAACAUUUAUUGAUUCUAAGGAGGGAAGUGAUCAAAGAUCAUGAAGAAGAUUGGUUGAGUCUGUGUUCUUGAGCAGAGAGGAAGAGGCCGGAUUAAUCGAAGGGCUAAUUAUUGAUUUGUGUAAAAGUUAGAAGGCUUCAUUGGAAUAACUCAAUUUGAUGAAUUUAUUCGUUGGGUUGCGAUGAAAGUAGAGAUGAUUAACCAGAUUGAAUUUAGGGGAAGUUUGAUUAUCUCUACAUUUGAGCACCGAAUUAUUAUUUGUGUAUUGAAGCUGAUUUUCCUUUUGGGAAUAAUAUAUGUAAUAUAUAUUUCAACCCUUAUCAAAUGUCUCUUAGUAGACAAUGUAUGUGUCGCGGGUGUAUUGUUACUUGCAAUCUAAACAAAAUUACGUUUUGCUUUUACUUUUUUACCAUCAAAUUAUCAAAAUUUCCUUUGGCC
Molecule: messenger RNA, 2677 nt
Organism: Oldenlandia corymbosa var. corymbosa
Lineage: Eukaryota; Viridiplantae; Streptophyta; Magnoliopsida; Gentianales; Rubiaceae
Source: the annotation of a GenBank genome assembly